This is a messenger RNA of Taeniopygia guttata (zebra finch), 1349 nucleotides long. Its product is annotated as proteoglycan 3. Lineage: Eukaryota; Metazoa; Chordata; Aves; Passeriformes; Estrildidae. Gene Ontology annotation, biological process: immune response. The record is from RefSeq and is a predicted model, not a curated record.
AGGGGUCUGUGGGCAAACGGCCAGGCCGGACCCAGGGGGCCACAGCCGUUAGAAAGGAAAUGGCCCUUGGGCAAGCAUGGCCAGCGGGAGAUGGUAUCAGCACCCCAACAUCCCCUCUGCACCCCCAGCACCCCCCCCAGCACAUGCUGCACCCCAUACACCCAUCUUGCACCCCUCAAACUGGAGCAGCCUCCACUGCUCCACCCACCUGCUGCCUUGGGCACCCCCAAACCUGCAGCCCAACCUCCCUGGGGGCCAUGUCUGUCCCACUGCGGGCAAGGACUCCCUCCCCCCCUCCCAGUGUCCCCAUGGUGUCCCCAGGGCCAGGCUGGGUGGCGCAAGGCUGUGGUGGUGACAUGUGGCCCCGUCCCCCCUAUAAAGGGGGACAAGGGGCAGAGCUCCCCCAGACACCAGGUGAGGAGCGGGGAUGGGGACAGGGACAUGGAGGGGGACAUCAGAGUGGGCUCAGCCCCUGGCUGCUGGGGUGGGGACCAGGGGUGGGCAUCCCUGAGGCUGGGACGAGGGUGUUGGGGGACACGGGGGUCUCUGGGAUGCCAGGAGUACGUGGGAGUGGCACAGGGGAAGGUGGAAGGACAGGGGGGAUAUGCGGCACAGAGGGGCAGGAUGAGGUGAGAGACACAAGGUGGAACUGGGGUGGCAGAAGGACAGUGGGGACAUGGGGUAUAGCAGAAGGGCCACAGAGAGAAGAGAUUGUUACCAAGGAUGGCAGAGGGACUCUGGACCAUGGUGGGGGGUGGCCAAGAGUGACAGGCCUGUGGCAUCUCCAGAGGGUGCUGGUGGUGUCCCCAGUGUUCCUGCAUGUCCUGCUACCAUGUGGCCCUGCCUGCUGCUCGCUCUCGCCCUGCUGGGCACUGUCUCUGCAAGCCACCCUGCCCCCUGCCAGCUCCAGGGGCUCCCCGCGGCUGAGGCCACCCAGCUGCACUACGUGGUGGUGAAGAAGCUGCGCACCUACUCGGGCGCUCAGCGCUACUGCCGGGACGUGUACCGGGGCCAGCUGGUCUCGGUGCACAGCGCUGCCCGCAACCAGGAGCUGCAGAAACUGGCACAAACCCACCACACCAUCGUCUCACCCUGGAUUGGAGCUGUCACCAGCCGCAGGGCGGGACAGUUGGAGUCCUACUGGGAGGACUCCAGCCCCUGGAACUAUGCGAACUGGGCACCCACCCACCCCUUCGGUAUUGUCACCACCUGCACCACCCUCAGCGUCCGAGAUGGGCUCUGGCGAAGCCGCUUCUGCUUCCAGCUGCGCCCCUUCAUCUGCCAGUACUGAACCCCCAGCGCUGCCAUGGCGCCCCAGUUCCUUUCCCAGUAAAGCAGAGAUGUCCUGA